GUAAAACAUUUGGGGGUGUGCGAUCCGUCACAGUACCUUGGAAAGUCCCCGCGCACCUAGUCCACCUCCAUCUCUCUCGAUCGCACUGCAUCUUCAGUCACAGCCGUCGCCGCCGCUAGGCGCUAGCUCCGACUAAGGCGGCACCACCAUCACCUCACCCUUCUCAGUCCAAUGGCAGGGUCAGGGAGUUCCAUGGUAUACUCCUUCCUUCUGUUUACCGUUGUUCUUUCCCUUCAAGAAAUGUACAGAGGGAAGUUGGCGUCCUCGGAGUUGUUCACGAUACUCGGAGGGUUCACUAGUUCUAUCAUAUUCCUUGUCCUGCUUACAUUCAUUGGCAACUUCCAGGAAUCCUGUGGCGUGAGAACUGGUUGGGGUGCUGUUAUACUGGCUGAAGCAGUAGCUCUCAUUGCUGCCGGCACUGUUCACCGAGUUUGUAUCACAACCUGCUUCUUGUUCUCAGCUGCUCUGCUUUACGAAGUCAACAAGAUUUCAGGGUCGGCACUUUCUAAGAGCGAAUCUAAGACAAGGAGGCACUGAGUUGUUCCUCUUUCUAGGUUUUGUCAGAAUACUGAUGAAAAUUCCCUUAAAUGCAUUAGAUAUUGCAAACAUGAUAGACAAGAACUAGAAUGUUACCAUUUGGAUUUUUCUUUCUUUUCCUUAUUUUUUUAUGGCGAUAACCUGCGGUAGUGAGCACAAUUCAUGUUUGUACUGAAGUCCUAGAGUCUCAUUUGAGCUUCUAUAUGCGCACUUUUAUCUUUCA
Messenger RNA from Rhodamnia argentea, 760 nucleotides. RefSeq names its product protein KRTCAP2 homolog. Bases 172 to 537 code for a protein of 121 amino acids. NCBI's taxonomy places the organism in Eukaryota, Viridiplantae, Streptophyta, Magnoliopsida, Myrtales, Myrtaceae. The transcript has 5 exons. The record is from RefSeq and is a predicted model, not a curated record.